CUUGCUGUUACGCUAUUAACUUGCACUCCACUUCGGGCAUAUUCCAUCAAUAACAUGAAAAUAAUUUUUAUUUUAGUAAUGGUGUGAUUAAUGUUAUGACUGUUUUUAUGCAUUAAAGAUCAUAAUUAGUAGGCCAGUAAGGCUCAGAUAAUAUACUUUUUUAAAAGGAAAAUAUUUAGGGCCCUUGAACAUAACAUCACGCAUAAAGACUUUGACUUAUGAUUCAUUCCUAGCCAGCUAUCCAGUCUCUUAUUUAUAUUUUUUAUUUGAGCUUUUGCCCAUGAACUCGAGUACAAGACAAAAAUGGGUUUGCGUCUUUGUAAAUAACAAAAAUUUGUAAACACAGCUUCUCUGAUAACACAGAAAAUAUAAAAUCCAACGCACAUUAAAAACGAAGGUUUAUAUCUAUUCAGUGCACAGGUUGCCGCAUUUCUGUCUCUGCUUAUGUAGCCUUUCAUCUCUGACGUUAGUUGCCUGGUAACAUGUAAACAUCAUGGAAGAACUAAAAGUAUUUUGAAAGUGUGGGAGUUGUCAUGCAAAUAAAGUAUUUAAUGUGACGCGUGUAAGGAAAACGAAUGUUAUGCUUGUUGUAAUAUAUGUCUUGCGUGUGAAUAGGAUGCAUAUGCAUUUUUUAAUCUAAUGCUUUUCAUGUGAAUAUAAUGUGUUAAUUUACCAUUACCCUAGUAACAAUCGUUAAAUGAAUUAUAAAUAUAUAAAAAAAUAAAUUCCCUAGUAACAACUUAUCCAUGUUGUUGUACUGCCUGUUAUACUACUGCAGAUUGUAGUUUGUGUUUUCAGUAAAGUUUAUCCAAAGUUGAUGUUAUGAGUGCUGCAAUAUAUGUCAUGUUGCUCAGACUUCUCCUGCAUACUGAAUACUGGUUUAAGCAUUCUUGUUCUGCUUAUGUUUCUCUACAUACUCAUAAUUGUGUACUUCAGCUUUACCAUUUGUAUACUUAAUUUCAAAGAACACUGACACCUAUGAUCAUAAAUAAACAAUGGAUAGGUAUGGGCUUCCAACAACUGAAAGCAGAUCCCCUGGUAAAUGGGGUGAAUGGCUUGCAAUAUUAUGUGGCUGCCUAGCUCCUGUGUUUUUUCCUCCCAUACACAUUGGCAUUCUCUAUUAUUUUUGGGAAGACUUUUCUCGAAGUGUGGACAAGCAUUUUUGCUCAUGUUCCUGCUGGGAUACUGUUUUUAAAGGGACUUAUGAAUCAGGUGUAGCAUCAUAUAAACACCUGUACUUCAAUGCUACAAAGAAUACAUUCAAAAUAUGGAUACUAACUGUUGUUAGCAUGAUAGCUCUUUAUGAAUGUAUACGUCAUCUUACACUCCUAACACUCCAAUGGCAUUUGAGGUUCUCAAUGCUAGUUCUGUUCUUGUCAUCUGUUUUUGCUCAUUACUAUUCAUGGUGGGCAUAUGUUAAUUACUGGAAUGAUGAUUUUUACUCACAGUGGAACCAUCAGCUGUUUUUUACUCUGUCAGAACUUUUCUCAACUACGCUUGUUAUGCAUCUAGCAAAUGCCGAUAUCCCUGUCACAAACCGCAAAGCUCUGGGCAUAAUAGGUAUAGCAUUGAUUCAUGUCCUUGCUGGAGGAUGGGAUCAAUUUGUUGAAAAUGUUGUUAGAGGUGAAGGAUAUUCACACCAGGUACUACGAGAUCUGGGAUUCAUGAUUCCAGACCUUCUUCAUGUGUGUUUGCCUCUGUAUGAAUUAAGACGUAAUCGCAAACAAAGAUCAAGACUUCAUUUCACUGAAUUCCUUGGCCUUAUGAUUCUAGUGUCUUUGGGAUUCCUGGUAUGUUCAGUGCUCUAGCUAUCAUAUUUUAGUGCCAACAUUGCCUCAUUUUGAUUCUGUGUUGAAUAUCAUAAGCUGCUUUGGAGUUAUCCAUAAGUGAUGAAUAUUUUACAAUAUUCAGUUUAUGGCUAACACCUGUAACUGCUGUGUCUGCCUUACUAGUUAAUAAUCUGUGUUUGCAAGAAAGUAAUUAUCUUUAAAAAUUAUAAACUAUAUGCAUACAAAAGCUGGUAUGAAACCUAAUGUGAUUGCUUGAAGAUCUUUAAUGAUCUGUAUGCUAAGUUUAGCAUUAACACCAAUUACUGUAAAUGGUUUUUACAUGUUAGUCUUAACUUCAAAAAAUAUUAUUUACUUGUGUGACAGCUUCUACUUUUUAGUUACGUUCAAAAUUAAGGUAAUCACCACAUAACAUGCACACUGCAUAAUCACAUUUGGCAUUGUAUUACAGAUUGCAGGUUUAAAUAUGUCUUAAAGAGAUUUGAUUAUGAAAUAUAUGUUGUGUUUUAAAUGAUAGAUAUUUAUGUAUAGGAUUGGAAUUUCUUAUCUUAACUUCAUCUUACUAAGAAAAAUGAGUUUAGAAUUACUGAUGUUAUUUUAAAUACCUUAAUUUAUUAUUGCCAUUUCAUACUCCAUAACAUGGUAAACAGACCAUAAUUUUAGGAGGUAGAAACUGACAGACUUUGCCAUGAAUUCCUGUGAUGAAUGUGUUUGUAAUGGUGAUACUGUAUUUGUUAAAUAUGUGGCAAAAUGUCAAUAUUUUGAGCAAGGUUAUUAUUGCAAAAACAAUAAUGUUGUUAAUGAAUGUGUAAUUAAACCAGGAAAUUAAGAUAUAGUUUUGUGCUGCUGUAGUUAAUUAUUAUCGAGGAGGGUGUGGUGGGUGGGACAUGCAGCUUGAAUGGGGGAGGGCUAUUUAUAGGGUAUUGGUUAGGAGGCCUGAAGGGAGGAGACCACUGGAAAUAUCUAGGCAUAGGUGUUAGGCUAACAUUAAGAUGGAUCUUAAGAAGAUAGGAGUCACUGGAGUGAACUGGAUGCAGCUACCUCAGGAUAGAGUCUGGUGGCAGGCUGUUGUGAACAUGAUGAUGAACCUUCAGGUUUCAUAAAGAAAGUGGGCUGUUCUUUGACAGGCCAAGUAUGAUGUCGACUUUUCAAAUUUAUCCUGCACCAUAGAGUGAAUGAAUGAGUAGUUAAUAUAUUUAUACAUUUCAGAAACCAAGUUUAAUUAGACCAAUGUUCUUGCUGUGCAUUGUUUCUGAAAUCAUAUAAAUACCAAAUUAUGAGAAACAUUCUCUGCUGUUCCAAGCCAGAUAGUUGAUUGCGAUAUAAGUAACAAUCCCACUAGCUGUUGUCCUUUUAACUCAAUGAGAGAAAAGAACAAUUAUGUUAUUUUGUAGCUGUUGCUUUUAUAAAUGUAAGUACUAUGAAAUGUCAAGUCAUAUGCAUUGAAAUGCUUUAGAGCUAUCAUAAUUGUAACUUGCAGAUGACGUGUGUGUAGGGUUUCUUUAUAAAAGCAUUCUUUGUGGAGGUGUAGCUAAAACAUUGAAUUGUAGGCAAAAUAAAGUGGAAAGUCAUUAUAAAAUUAUGAUUGUUUCUCAGUGAUACCAUCAAGUAUAAUUUAGCCAUAACAUUGGCUGUCAUUUAGGAUUUUAGGUUCCCAAGGCAGUGGCUGUCCUCUGGAUUGUAGCGCCAUGUAGUUUGGUAGAAAUUUGCUAAUGUUUCAGAAUUUUCUUGCUGCCUCCAUCAUCAGGGCCAUGACAUGGCACUACAACCCAGAAGGCAGCCAUAUUCUUAGCUAUCAUAUGUUUUAUUACUAACAGACAGUUAUAAAAUGUCAUGUAAAUGGGCAUUCCCAUAUUUUCAUAUUUUAAAGAAUUGUGGGUCAAGGAGGCUAAAUGUAAAUUAAUUUUUAACUACCAAAGAAAAGUGUGUAGUAGCAGUUAUUGAAGUGGCAUUCAGCAGUACAAAUUUAUCAUAAUGCAACAUGGUUUAACAUAAUUUAAUACUUCUUAUUAUAUAAUAAUCACAAAUGUUGUUCUUAAUUAAAAAUAGUCACAGUAUAUACUUCAGUUGUUUGAAGAACUGGAAUUGUCUUGCCAUUUUGCCAUAGGCAAACUGUAAUGAAAGUUUAUUAGAGCAUUCCUGGAUGUUUUCUUUACACAACUGAAGUGCUUUAGUUCUUAUUUUCCAAUUUCUAACAAUGUGGUAGCGAACCUGAAGUAGUACCAAUGAUCAUGAGCAGUUUCAUUGUGCUGAAUGAAUACCUUAUGAUUAGCUUCUAAAGAAAUAUGUGCUGACCUGCAAUGUUCCAGUCGGUGAUUUAAAGUGCUCUUCCACAUGUAACAUGACUGAAUAUUUAGGGUUUAUUAAAAACCAAUGCUUAACAUACAAGUAAACACUGUGUUAAAAUAAUUAUUAAAAUCAGACACAGUGAGCAGAGCAGGUGUGAAUUCCAUAGCAUGAAUGUUUGUGUGUAAUGUUCAUCACUAGACAUCACCAUCUUGUCCUUACCCAUUCUGGUAGGUUGAGAUGACUCUCAGAAUUGAGCAACCUCAGGAUAUUUGUUAAAAUUCUUUGGGGAAAGAAUGUAAACAUUUCUGAAUAUUUUGGUACUUUAACACAAUUUUUGCUCUUUCAAGAGACUCAUUUUCUGGAAUCCUCUAAUUAAUCUAGCUACUUAUGUUUUAUUUUCUUUGUGAUGAAUGCUAUCGUGUAAUGUAUUUGUUUUUGGACAGUCUGAGGAAUUUUUUUUGAAAAACCUUGUUUUAAAAUAAGGUUGGUUAAAAUGAUGUAUACUACAGUACCAAAUCAUACUACAUUGUACUCUGAAUUUCACUUUCAUAUCAUAAUGAGCAACAUGUUGUGCUUGCAAUGCCAACUUCACAGCUGAGCCCAGUGAAUAUUCACAGUGUGUAUAUGAUUAUGAUGAUGACUUGGGUUUAAGAACCCAAGUUACCAUCAUAAAUGUUGAGAUGUUUUGUGUUAUAGCUGUAAAGAAGACAGAUAACUUCAAUUUUUUUGUCAGUUUACAUACUUAUAUUACUAGAUUAAAUAAAGGUGAGCAGAAUAUUUAAUAAUAAAAAUUAAUCUUGCCCUCUUAAAUCAACUGGAUACAAAUUAUAAUUUUUUCUCCUGUAAUUUAUAAUCAUAAGUUGAUAUGAUCAGAAUAUGUCUAGUACGGUACGCUUCUUUCAGGACACAAUUUGAUUAUGUGAUCUUUGGCACUACCGGAAAUAUAUUUGCUUGUAGGGCACUGUUUAGUUUGAAGAACAGAAAGAAGUCCCUUGGUGCUAAAUCCAGCAAAUACAGUGGUUGAUAAAAAGAAAUGAAUGUUAUGCUUGGUGACAGCUUUUGUGUGGGGGAUCUAAGAAAUAGCAGAACUGUUUGAACAAGGAGGGAAUACUUUGAAGGGAUUGCUCCCAAAAAUAAGUACUGGAACUUUUAGGUCAAACCUCAUAGUCUGUUAGUCAGGAUUUUCAUCACUCAGGGCUGUUAACAUAAAGCCAAGUUUUCACUGCAGCUGUUCAAGAUCAGAAUGUGUACAGUAUCUGCCAUCAACUAUAAAUGUAAUUUUGAUCAAUUUUUUGUUAAGCUUUCCUUUUGUAUAGAACCUUCAACAUAAUUAAACAAUUGUAAAUUCUAUAUUCCUCAACACAGUGUGAAAUAUUAGUAUGCAGUAUUAUUUUGGUAACUUUUAAGAUUAGAAAGUUGACAUUGAGACUACCGUCUUACGAGUCAUGAUUUGGUUAGUGGCUUAAUUGGAAUCUUAAAUUGAAGCAGAGCCAAAAGUAUUAGCAGGAGAAUUGUAUUACUGCUAGUAAUCAUUUAAAUGCAAUAUAAAUAUGCUAGUUAGUUUUAAGUUCAGUUGUCUGCAUAUGAAUUUUGUUCAUAAAAUGUAAACAAAUUUAAAGUGGAUUUGUAACACUGUGUUUGUUACAAGCAACACAAUUACCAUGCAACUUGCUUAUGUUUAAGCUAUUGCAAUUAGUUAAGUGUCCAUUGUUUUGGUAAUUGAUUGUUUGCAAAAGGAUAAGUUGUCUGGGUUUACUGUCUCUGUGUGAAUAUGUAUGUGUGCGCACGAGCAUGCACGCACACAUGUGAGAGAGAGAGCGUGUGUGCAUAUGCCCGCACAUGCACACAUUUCUCCCAUAGCCUUGACAAAUUGCUGAUUUACAUGAAACUUGGUAGAAAGGUCAUACGAUUAGAGGAGGACUCUUGAUGAUAACAUGGCAGCCAUAUAAACUUUUGAAGGUUAUAUCGACUUUUGCACUAUUCAGCUUUAGAUCCUCAACAUUUAUAAGAAUAUAAAUCAUGGAGAUUCUAAAACAUAGAGUUUGCAGGUCAUUCUUGUCAAAAAUGGAUAAUAAUAGCAUGGAGAAUGCCCAAAAAUUUAUGAUUUCAUGUUGUUAACUGAUGAAGAAUUGUAGACAUUCAAUGUUAUGAGGUGAUGGAUUAUAAAGAUAUCUGCAAAUGUAGUUUAAUAAUAUUUUGAAGUUAUGUACCAUUCAGAAUUUAUUUAGUGUGUUCAAACUACAUUGUUUCUUUAGGUGUCCCUUUUAUCAUCUGCAUAUGUUAGAACUGUUCUUAGUACAUAAAUGCAGAUUGUCAAUUGGUGUAUUAUUAAUAUAACAGGUUAAAUAAGUAAUAUAUUUUUAUAUGAAUUUAUGUACUAAGCAGACAGAUUCUGUCAGUACAUAUGUGUCUUAUAUGCAAGCUUCAUCUUUUAAAAACCAAUCCAUCAUAAAACUUAAUCUAUGACUUCUACAAAAUAUAACAUUACACAUUAUAAUACUGAAAUCAAUACAGCGUCUCUAAACACAGAAGAAAUGAUUUUUAUUGGUAAUUUUUUGUGCUGAAGAUGACUGUCUUCUGGGUUGCUGCAGGAUGUAGUCUGGUAGGAGUUUACCAACAUUUCAUGUGCUUGCUGCCUCCAUCAUCAGGGUGUUGAGUGACUGAUGAUAGAGGCAGGAAGCACCUCUGAAACAUUUGUAAACUGCUACCAGACUACAAAGCAGAACAUCCCAGAAGACAGUUAUCUUCGUACUUGCCACUGUGAAAAUUUGAAACCUCACCAAGUAAUUUUCAUAUUUCCAUUUAUUCACACAAGAGCUACAUGAGAUUUGAAAUUUUCAUAGUGGUGAAAAUGUGGACUUUUGUCUUCUGGAUUGUGAUGCUAUAUAAUCUUGUAGAUGUUACCACCUAGAUUCAAUUAUUACAAUACUAUGUGGUAUAUCAACUCAGCAGACUACAGUUUACAAAGAAGAAUUAGAUUGUUUGCUGAUAAAGUAAUAGACCAUUUCAUUUCUGUAGUUUUUAAAAAUUAUGGUGAUAUAUAGUGUUUAUUAUUUUGUAUAUGAAGAAAUUUGUGUAUUGCUUAAUAUUGAUUUUCUGUUUUCUUGAAGAAAGCACCUGUAGGAUAUAAUGUUUUCAGUUCAAACUUUUACUGUUUCCCCAGGAAAUUCCUUGUAUUUUAAGGUAGCAAAGAAUUUUCCCCUUGUUUGAAAGUGUUUUCCAAUAUCAUUUUCCACUGAACAUCAAUAUUUCAAUUUAAUUUCCAAUACAUGCCAUUUAGUGUGAUUUUAAACAUAUACUGACAAUUCAGUAGACUGUUAGAUGUAAUAUACUAUUAGUAUUAUUUUAUAAUUAUUUAAUAGUCACUGACUUCCUGUCCACAUACCAAUUAAAUGCUAUUAAUAUGUCAAUUAAUUGUUAUGUAUUAAUGUUAUAUUUUUGUGUACAUUUUUUCCCAAGGCAGGUGUAACAAAUCAUAUUAUAGUAGUGUUUUAUGGUUUCUUGAGUGGAGUUACCAUUUUUAUAUAUAUGACCUUUUCUUCUAUCAGAUGCUACAAGUACACCAGCAAUAUUGCAUUGAAUGUAUCGUCAGCUGUUAUAUCUGAGAUGUUAUUUGUUAAUGAAUUUUUAUUUUCAUAAUUUUUUACCUGUAAACCUUGUUUCCAUACUUGGCAGAAUUAUGGCUGAAGGUGGCAAAUUGUUUGAUUUUCCUGAUUAUUUGUUUGAGAUAUUCUGGGAAGGAAUCAGUGAAUCAAACUGUAUUUUGAAGAAACUAUGUACAUUUAAUUUUAUUUUGUGCCGUUUUGUGUAAAUACUCUACAGCCAGAUCUCUGUUUUCACUUCAUCCCGGAGUUCACAAGAUAUAACUGUUGAAUCAUAUUUUAAUAUGUUUCAUUUAAGUGAAAGAUAUGAACAGUAAAUACAGAGUAUACUUAAAUUAAAAUUAAAAGUACAGGAUCUGCUCAUUUCAUUAUGGUAUGGCAGCCAUUUGAGAUAGUGUUUAACUGAUGUUCAAGGCUUUCUCAACAGAAGUUGGGAAACUUCAUUACAUUUCCUAAACAGGUUCCUCAUAACUCAAUGAGUUUGAAAUUGAAAUGAUACCUUGCUAGGGAGUAUCAAAAAUAAUGUGACCCAUUCAACAAGAUAAUGUUUAAACUUUGUAGCAUGAGCUUCUGGACAACAAUGGAAAUGUGAUUUCAGAUCAGCAGUUUCACGUAACUGAGGACAAUAUUAGUCAUUCAUCCUAUAUUUCUGGUAAUAGGAGUCCAAUAACUGCAGUGUGGUAAUUUAUUAAUGUUACAGUUAUCAGCUGAAAUUAAAUAUAAACAUUUUAUUACAUUUUUGAAAGUAUGGUCUGUGGUCAAUGUUGGAAGACAAUGUUGUGCAACAAUGAUCUGGGAUUGCAUUUAUGCAAUAAAGACCUAAGAUGCAGCAGUAAACUUGGAUCAUGUCAAUGCAAUAAGGACCCAUGUGACAUGCCAUUAAUAACACCUUUGGAACGUCAGUUUACUCAAAAGAGUACACCUUUUAAGUGUUAUUUUGUAAGCUCAUUUCACAAGAAAAUUCUUAUUAGCACUGCUAUCUUCAACCAUAUUUUUAGAGUGAGGCAUUCUGAUAGUUCAGUAUUGUGAAUUCUAACUGAAAAUAAUAUUUUAUCACAUUGAUCAGCUCCUCUAACUGAAGGAAUAUGUGUGUUUGUAGGUAUAAUGUAUUGAAAGAAUACUUGAACAAAAUUUGGACACCUCACUGAGAUAAAUGUAUUAUUAUUCAAAUUAUUUUCAGGAUAUCUGUGAAACCGAAAACAAACGACAGGGCAGGGCCUUUCUGGUGACAGUUCUCUUCCAUACCAUGUAGUUUCUUUUUUACAUCCAAAUUCUGUAUUCUCACAUUUUCAUAUUACCAGAAGCCCAUGCAAUUUAUUCUCAUGUUUUGUUCCUUUCCCAGAAAGAGAAUGCAGCUUCAGAUUAUAUAAUGGAAUGAUUUAUGUUAACAUUUUUAUUUGUUUGUUUAUUUAUUCAUUUACAACAAAGGCAAUGUAUAUUAUGUUUAUUUUAUAUGAUUUUACAUCUGCAUCUUGUAAUUGUUUAACCUACAUUAACACUGACAGCUUUUGUUCACAUUCAUAAUGGUUGGUGUUAAUGUGGGUUCAACAAUAUUGUUUAUACUUUACUUUUUAUGACGAAGACAGUACAUAUUGUGCUUACUAAGUUCCUUCAGACAAUACGUGACUAGUAUUAAAAUAUAUACUUAUGUUGAAGUAUUUUCUCAAAUUACAUUCAUUGUACCAGCUUCUAUGAUGUUACACAUUUACUUGUAAAGGUCAUGUUACCAAAGACACUUUAUGGGAGUCUGAUACACUGCUACGCAUUCUGUGUAAAAGAAAAGGUGAAUUUCUUCUCAGGACUGUUAAUAUAUACAGAGUGCUGGAAAAAUGUACAAACAAUACAUAGAUCUGUAUUAAAUAUUACAUAAGAAAAAUAGAAGAUUUUACAGCUUUAUGCCAUGGUAAAUUUGAUAUGGCAAUUGUUCUUAUUAAAACAUCUCGUUUUUAUUAAGAUGUAGAUUAUUUCACAUAUUUUUUGCAUCAAGUUUUAAAAUACCUUUAAAUAAAUAGAACACUGUUAUAGAUGCAUUAUGAUGUUGGUGGAAUAUAUUAAACCUACAUACAAUUUA
Molecule: messenger RNA, 9749 nt
Organism: Zootermopsis nevadensis
Lineage: Eukaryota; Metazoa; Arthropoda; Insecta; Blattodea; Termopsidae
Source: RefSeq, a predicted model, not a curated record